AGAGGUAUCGCUCAUAAGUUAGGGUAAUCGAACGGAGAAGUCACUCGAAGCGGAGGUCUCGAGCUCCUCGGCUUCCUUCACGUUUCGACCUAAAGCUCAGAGUCUGAGACACUAGCUCCUCCAUUGAUAGAGGCAAAUUGAUCCUUCCCUAGCAUAAAAUGAGAUUAGAGAAGUGUUGGUUCUGUUCGUCCACUAUUUAUCCCGGGCAUGGUAUGCAGUUUGUACGCAAUGAUGCAAAGAUUUUUAGGUUUUGUAGGUCUAAAUGUCAUAAGAACUUCAAGAUGAAACGUAAUCCUCGCAAAGUUAAAUGGACAAAAGCAUACAGAAGGUUGCAUGGAAAGGAUAUGACACAGGAUUCAACCUUCGAGUUUGAGAGGAAACGAAACAGGCCAGAGAGAUAUGACAGGAAUGUCACAGAGAACACACUGAAGGCCAUUAAGAAGAUCGAUAAAGUUAGAGUAGAUAGGGAAGCCAGACACCAUGCAUUGAGGAGGAAGGGAAAGAAGGCCAAAGAGCAGAAGGAAGCAGCAAAGGAGUUGGAGCAGAGCAUCCACAUGGUCAAGGCUCCCGCUGCACUUCAACAGGAACCUUCUCUUACUCUUCCGAAGAUCAAAGUCAGUGUUUCCCAUCAACAGGCAGAGGAGAAUCGCCCUAUGGAAGAGUGACAAUAAUGACAUUUGAAUUGGUUGAGCUAAAACAAAGAUUAUCUGUAAGGUUGUUUUGGGUUUU
This is a messenger RNA of Telopea speciosissima, 729 nucleotides long. RefSeq names its product probable ribosome biogenesis protein RLP24. The transcript has 5 exons. Lineage: Eukaryota; Viridiplantae; Streptophyta; Magnoliopsida; Proteales; Proteaceae. Bases 159 to 665 code for a protein of 168 amino acids. The record is from RefSeq and is a predicted model, not a curated record. Gene Ontology annotation, cellular component: nucleolus. Gene Ontology annotation, biological process: ribosomal large subunit biogenesis.